Echinostoma caproni is the source of this 1257-nucleotide messenger RNA. NCBI's taxonomy places the organism in Eukaryota, Metazoa, Platyhelminthes, Trematoda, Plagiorchiida, Echinostomatidae. The record is from the annotation of a GenBank genome assembly.
AUGGAAUCGACAGAAUGGCUUGUGAACGGGACAUGGAAACGCAAUGGUGGAGAUAUGAAAUUGGUCACUCCCAUUGGAAAGCACAGUUGCGCCACAAUGCUCACAUUGAUGUCAAUGCAGCAAUGGGAAAUGAAAUUUGUACUGGUUGUUUUAACCGUUUGGGCUGAAAUGUCGUUCACAUCCGUCAUCAAUGCGCAGUCAUCAUCAACUGUCUGGAACACAUCACCAAUCUUUGCAACAAUGGAACCGACGAAUACCGAGAUUAGUGAACCCAGUGGAACAACUGAAGGGGGAGAAAUGGUGAAACUUAGUACAGAAGGUUCCCAGAUAUUUACUAACCUAGCACCCACGGAUCAUGGGGCAACAACCCAAUCGACGGAAGCUUGGCUUACAGUAACAAAAUCGACCACCGGUCCACCAGCUGGUACUCAUCAUCACACAACUCAUUCGUCGUUGGGACCACAUGCGGUAUCAAGCGACUCAACGGAACGUCCCGCUACACACGGUUCGAUUUCAACAGAAUCGACCACCGGUCCACCAGCUGGUACUCAUCAUCAUACAUCAGAAAUGUCAAACGAGAUGACUCAAUUGACACGUUCUUCUCCCCCACCUUCAAUGUUUCUGACUGAAACGUUUACUGGGGGCACUCCAGCCACUGGUCUCAAUAACCCUUCUCUCUUUGGCUCCAGUGAGGCGGCGACGGCGGAAUUACAAUCAUUUCCGUCGGUCGUAACGAUUCACGACACGGCGCAAUAUAAAGUUAUCACAAAAAUAGCUGCCACGUGGGAUAAUGAUUUGGAAGAUUCCUCGAGUGAUAAAUUCAAAGCCUUGAGCACGAAGUUGUGUGAUCUGGUACUUUCACUCUUGAAACUAGGGAAUAACAAGGCUCUAAUGGCACCCACGUGUGAAGUAACUUCAUUCUUCCAAACAACUGCACGCCGAAAACGUGAAAUCAACCGAGAUAAACGUCAAGCCAGUACUGGUGUGUCGGGGAACACGAAGCUCUCGUUCACGGACGUCAGUGCGGCAGCAACGGAUGCAACUGCCUUAGAUACGGCGCUAACCACCGGAUACACUCAACUCCCACCUGAGAAGCAAUCCCAGUUAGCGGGUGAUUUUCAGGUUGCUCUGCACCCGGGCACAAUCGCGUUCAUUGUGAUCGGCAUACUGCUCAUUCUCGGUGUGGUCGCUAUGCUCAUCUAUUUUGGCAUUCGGUUUGCCCAAGGAUUACCCGUUUGCCCAUGUUCCGCCCCUUGA